AUGGCACCCGAAGUCUUUGAUAUCAAUCUGCCAGCAAUAGACGAUGCAGAAUUAGAAAGAAAUGUGGAAGAGAAGGUGCAAGAAUUUGUUAAACAUCUUGAAAGUCAGGGUGGACAGAAGGGGCAGAUUGCAGUCAUGUUUCAUGAAAAACGACCAAAGAAAAAUUCCUCCUGGUUUACUGCAAAGGCCGAGGAGGAAGUGUGUUGGGAGCGAUGGGCUGUGACAAUAUCUGUUGUAUAUAGGACUGAAGUGGAUCAAAGAAAUAUCCGUAAAAAAGUAGUCGAAACGCUUUCCAACUGUCUAUUGGAAAUAAUUCGUUAUGUCAACGAAAAAAAAGAUCAUAUUCCACCCAUCACAAAACCGGAUGCAUUUCCAUAUCAGAUUGUUAUCCCAUCAUCAAAUGACUCAUGGAUCUCGUUAUUCAAGUGA
Messenger RNA from Paraglomus brasilianum, 429 nucleotides. NCBI's taxonomy places the organism in Eukaryota, Fungi, Glomeromycota, Glomeromycetes, Paraglomerales, Paraglomeraceae. The record is from the annotation of a GenBank genome assembly.